AUGUCGAAGCUCUCGCCCAGCCUCAAGGCGCUCAUCAACGCGCCCUUUGCACGGCCCGGGCCUCACAGGAUCGCAAAGGGCGCUGCGGCGGCGGCGGCCGUGGGGGAUUUGUUCCGGGGGAUUGCGGGCGAGGCGAGGGGGAACGGGGUUGGUGCGAGGGCGUGGCUGGCGAUAUCUGCUGCUGCCACGUUUACGCUCAACUCUCCCGAUGCGCUAUCUAUCCUGCACAACGUCGCGUCGGCGGAGCGAGGGGAUUCCCAGGCGGCACAAGUCCGCACGGCAGAGUUCAUCCGCGAAGUCGGCCUCAAGUGCAUCUCCUUCAACGGCAUCCCGCGCACCAUCAACUGCCUCAACGCCUUCCACGCAUCACUCCCCCAAGGCAUAUCCUCUUGCUUGUCAACCAAGCCCUCCCGCACCCUCAGGUCAGACAACGUCGAGAGGGUAAAGAGCCGGGGAAGAGGGCUGUGGGACUCGAUUUACGCCCCCUUUGAAGACAAGCUCGUCGACAAGCUGGGGACUUCGCACCCCGACCUGCCCGUGGUGAUAUUGAACUGCCAUUACGGACCGCUGCUGUCUGAUCCCGAGGGCGAGGACAGAGGCGUGGGGAGGGUGAUGACGAGCCUUGUGGCGGUUGCGAGCCUGAGGGCGCAGACGGGGGUUGGGCCGCAGGUGCUCUCGCACGUGUUUGGGCUGCGCAAGGCUGUGGACGAUGGGUCCUUUCGGGGGGAUCUGGAGGAGGGGGUGAGGUGGCUUGCGGGGGACGAGGGCGGGGAGUGGGUGUUGAAGACGGUGGAUAGGAUUGUGGAGGGUUUGGGGGGGAGUAACUUUGCGGCGAAGCUGUGA
Trichoderma citrinoviride is the source of this 843-nucleotide messenger RNA. RefSeq lists its product as hypothetical. The record is from RefSeq and is a predicted model, not a curated record. The transcript is spliced from 3 exons. Lineage: Eukaryota; Fungi; Ascomycota; Sordariomycetes; Hypocreales; Hypocreaceae. Bases 1 to 843 code for a protein of 280 amino acids.